AUGGGCCGCCGCCCAGCUCGCUGUUACCGGUAUUGUAAGAACAAGCCUUACCCAAAGUCUCCUUUCUGCCGAGGUGUCCCAGAUGCCAAGAUUCGCAUCUUUGACCUGGGUCGGAAAAAGGCCAAAGUGGAUGAGUUCCCACUCUGUGGUCACAUGGUGUCCCAUGAGUAUGAGCAGCUGUCCUCCGAAGCCCUGGAGGCCGCCCGCAUUUGUGCCAACAAGUACAUGGUGAAAAGUUGUGGCAAAGAUGGCUUUCACAUUCGAGUACGCCUCCAUCCUUUCCAUGUCAUCCGCAUCAACAAGAUGUUGUCCUGUGCUGGGGCUGACAGGCUCCAGACAGGUAUGAGAGGUGCCUUUGGAAAACCUCAAGGGACUGUUGCCAGGGUCCAUAUUGGCCAAGUCAUCAUGUCCAUCCGCACCAAGCUUCAGAACAAGGAGCACGUGAUUGAAGCCUUACGCAGGGCAAAAUUCAAGUUCCCCGGUCGCCAGAAGAUCCAUAUCUCCAAGAAGUGGGGCUUUACCAAGUUUGAUGCUCACGAAUUUGAAGACAAAGUGGCCAAGAAGCGCCUCAUUCCUAAUGGCUGUGGAGUCAAAUACAUCCCCAAUCGUGGCCCUUUGGACAAGUGGCGGGCCUUGCACUCCUGA
Molecule: messenger RNA, 645 nt
Organism: Marmota flaviventris (yellow-bellied marmot)
Lineage: Eukaryota; Metazoa; Chordata; Mammalia; Rodentia; Sciuridae
Gene: Rpl10l
Product: ribosomal protein L10 like
Biological process (GO): translation
Cellular component (GO): ribosome
Molecular function (GO): structural constituent of ribosome
Source: RefSeq, a predicted model, not a curated record